AUGUUAUAUACAGUAGCGCUCAAAACGCUACUGAGAUGCUGUGGCACAAGAGUAAGAGUCGAAAUGUCAUCAGGAAGAAGUCGCCGUGGAGGCGGAGGAGGUCGUAGACCGGGUCCACGUCGCGAUCCCGCAGUCCUCGUAGAAAAUCAAUUGGCCGAUACCCCAGGUCGCUGUCCAAGAGUCCAAAGAGAUCCCCAGUCACAAGAUACUCCAGGUAUGAAUUAUUUACGUAAUUAUCGGUAUUGUAAAGUAUUUCAGAUCGUUUUACCGGUCCAGUGGUCAUUGAGACGAUGUGCUACUAACAGUCAUCGUUCAUCGUUCGUUGAAUCUUGA
Messenger RNA from Cotesia congregata, 333 nucleotides. Lineage: Eukaryota; Metazoa; Arthropoda; Insecta; Hymenoptera; Braconidae. The record is from the annotation of a GenBank genome assembly.